Protobothrops mucrosquamatus (brown spotted pit viper) is the source of this 429-nucleotide messenger RNA. It is a transcript of the gene RNASEH2C, whose product is annotated as ribonuclease H2 subunit C. NCBI's taxonomy places the organism in Eukaryota, Metazoa, Chordata, Lepidosauria, Squamata, Viperidae. The record is from RefSeq and is a predicted model, not a curated record. Gene Ontology annotation, biological process: RNA catabolic process. Gene Ontology annotation, cellular component: ribonuclease H2 complex. The coding region runs from base 1 to 429 and encodes 142 amino acids. The transcript is spliced from 4 exons.
AUGGCCGCCGUAGAGCGGAGCGCGGCGCGGCUGGCGCUGGCUUCGCUGCCGGGGGCGCCCCGGGAGCCGCUGCACCUGCUCCCCUGCUCCAUCCAGCACGACGGCCCCGCCGCCGUGGCGCGCUACUUUGCGCCCGCCGUCCGACGCGACCCAGAGGCCCCAGACGGAGAGGCUUCCGUGUCCUUCCGUGGCCGAAGCCUGAAGGGCAAGGAAAGCUGUCUUCCCAAAGGAUAUGUCGGAUUAGUGCUGGAAGAAGCCAACUUAGGCCUAACAUUGAAGGAACGGGAAGUGAGUGUGAAAUCCACUUUUGAUUCCCUGACCGUGUGGAACCUGGAACAGGCGCCAACUAACAGCGAUGAGAUCUUCAUGGCUCUUGCUUGGCCUAAGAUUGCUCAAGGGCUCCAUGCCCCCGUGACGGAGGAAGAGUGA